GACCAGAAACCUACUUCCGCUACGGCUCCUGGAAGGGGUCAGUCCUGGCCGUUCUCGCGUCUGUCCCGGCCCGUCGCGGCCGCUCCGCCGCUUCUUUGCCCGGGCGCCUCGGUGCGCUCGGUCAACGGCCUCUGCGAGCGCUCACCCGAGUGCCCCGGAGCCGGCGGGCGGCGACCCUCUCUCCGGGGACUCUCCAGCAGGCCCAGGGGAUAAAAGUGGCUCUCACCCUAGCACAUGUGCAUCGGAGCAAUUUAAGGAGUUAAUAUGAAGCACAGAAGCAGAUAGUGCCAAAUAGCAAGCCUGUUGUUUCACAUUUCUGGAAAGCAGUGCCCGUGUUGUUAUGUACACCUCCAAAAACAGUUGAGCUCUGUAGGGAAGUGUUGUGUAAAGUAAACACCAGCAGGGUAGCAGUGUCCGUAGCUAUUGUAGACGUGUGUCUGCUCUGUUAAAAUGAGUAUGAAAACGGGCAGUGAGACAUCACUAGGAAGGGUGAGUGGGGCAGCAUUUCCUUCUCCCACUGCUGCUGAGAUGGCAGAAAUUAGUCGAAUUCAGUAUGAAAUGGAAUACACCGAAGGUAUUAGUCAGCGAAUGAGGGUCCCGGAAAAAUUAAAAGUAGCACCACCAAAUGCUGACCUGGAGCAAGAGUUCCAAGAUGGAGUUCCAAAUGCCAGUGUGAUAAUGCAAGUCCCAGAGAGGAUCGUGGUUACAGGAAAUAAUGAAGACAUUUCAUUUUCAAGACCAGCAGAUCUUGACCUUAUCCAGUCCACUCCCUUUAAACCUCUGGCACUGAAAACACCACCACGCGUGCUCACACUGAGUGAGAGACCACUAGAUUUCCUGGAUUUAGAAAGACCACUUCCAACUCCUCAAAGCGAAGAGCAGAGCCGAGCAGUUGGCAGGCUAAAAAGAGAGCGUUCUAUGAGUGAAAAUGCUGUUCGCCAAAAUGGACAGUUGGUCAGAAACGAUUCCAUGUGGCACAGAUCAGAUUCUGCCCCAAGAAAUAAAAUUUCAAGGUUCCAGUCAUUGAUUUCUGCACCGGAGUACACUGUGACACCAUCACCACCACAGGCUCGGGUCUGUCCUCCCCAUAUGCUACCUGAAGAUGGAGCUAAUCUUUCCUCUGCCCGUGGCAUUUUGUCGCUUAUCCAGUCUUCUACUCGUAGGGCUUACCAGCAGAUCUUGGAUGUGCUGGAUGAAAACCGCAGUGUGAGAAGACAAAAUGAGAUACGUUAUGAAAGACCUGUGUUGCGUGGUGGGUCAGCUGCCGCCACUUCUAAUCCUCAUCAUGACAACGUCAGGUAUGGCAUUUCAAACCUAGAUGCAGCCAUUGAAGGAGCUUCAGAUGACAUGACUGUGGUAGAUGCAGCUUCAUUAAGACGUCAGAUAAUCAAAUUAAAUAGACGUCUCCAACUUCUGGAAGAGGAGAAUAAAGAGCGUGCUAAAAGAGAAAUGGUCAUGUAUUCAAUCACUGUAGCGUUCUGGCUGCUUAACAGCUGGCUCUGGUUUCGACGCUAGAGGUAACCUCAGCAUUCACAUAUAUUGUCUCAACACCUGGAAAUAUAAAGGAUUUGCAAACUUCAUUGUUUCUGUCUUUGCAUCAUCGUAUGACGGCCCUGAAAAUGUAUUUCUCCAGAGUGCAGGGAAGGCCCUGUAUCUGUAGAGUGAAGGCCUGUGGUGCUGCUGAUGGGCGUUCAGCCAGUUGUGCAGUGGCACCUAUACACUCUCCUUUUGCAUGUCUUGUAAAUAGGCUCUAGGUUUGUUUUGUUUUUAAAGAAAAUAAUUUUUGUGGCCUCACCAGUCUGUACAGCUAAUUCUCUAAACAGAAAUGGCAGUCAUAAAGAGUGAGUUUAGAAAACUGUCUGUGAAAGAAAAGUGUUUUGUCCUGUUUUCAGAUGAUGAAGCGAUUUCUUUGAUAGAUGCUUUUUGUAUCUACAUCUCAACUGUAAUGCUUUCUAAGUCACAGUGCUGUGCAGGACUGAAGUCAAACCACCUGACUCUGCUUCAUCGCCUACCUGCACAGGCGGGGCUAAAAACUCCUAACAGUUCAGCAGUCUGUCUGUGUGCAAUGCUGUUUUGACUUUCAUCUUAGUUUUCUAUCAAGUAUGUUUUUACCAAGUCCAUGUGUGAAUGAUUUAAAAACCUAAAAAAUAAGGUAUAAAUGUAGUGUAUUUAAUAAACUGUCAACCAAA
Messenger RNA from Mus musculus (house mouse), 2189 nucleotides. RefSeq names its product mitochondrial fission factor (gene Mff). NCBI's taxonomy places the organism in Eukaryota, Metazoa, Chordata, Mammalia, Rodentia, Muridae. The transcript is spliced from 12 exons. Gene Ontology annotation, cellular component: synaptic vesicle; cytoplasm; peroxisome. The coding region runs from base 451 to 1515 and encodes 354 amino acids. The record is from RefSeq and is a predicted model, not a curated record.